Molecule: messenger RNA, 4251 nt
Organism: Diorhabda sublineata
Lineage: Eukaryota; Metazoa; Arthropoda; Insecta; Coleoptera; Chrysomelidae
Product: beta-1,4-mannosyl-glycoprotein 4-beta-N-acetylglucosaminyltransferase
Exons: 3
Coding region: 672-1916 (414 amino acids)
Biological process (GO): N-acetylglucosamine metabolic process; protein N-linked glycosylation
Cellular component (GO): membrane
Molecular function (GO): beta-1,4-mannosylglycoprotein 4-beta-N-acetylglucosaminyltransferase activity
Source: RefSeq, a predicted model, not a curated record
AUAAAUACAGUGUUUCUAGCCAAGUUGGAAUCAUUAUUUUAGCCAAAUCUCAAUUUUUACAAUUUUAUAGAAGAAUUUACAAUAUAUAUAAUUCCAACUUAAGUAGGCAUAUAAUUUUUAACAAAAUAAACAGCAACACUUUAUCCAACUCAUCUAUACAUUAAAUUUGUUUUGGCAUUACGAACGAAAAAGAAGAAUAUUAAGCGACUCGAAUGCGUAUACAUUUAGCACCUGAUUCCGUAUCAAUUGGCCAAUCAAGAGCGAUUUUUGUUUAAAUAAUUUGCUCUUGGCUAAUUUUCUUAGUGAAAAUUUUGCCAAAUUAGUUUUAUUAAAUAAAAUUAUCGCUUGUACCAAUACUCAAACACUAUUCUCUAAUUUAUAAAGCGAAGUAAAGUGUAGUAGUUACGUUUAAAAAUAACGUCGCCGAAACUUGCCUGUCAUUUCAAUAUUGACAUUUAGAAAUUUACGAAUGUUUACCUCCUGCCGAAAAUGAGAACUUGAAUUCAAAACCACCAACGGAGUGUUUCCCAACACAGUAUACAUCGUACAUCAUCUUAAUUAUGAACGUUACUAAGAAAGUAAUAGAAAAAUAUUCGAAAUUCCAACUUAUAACGAAUGUUUCGGUAUAAAUAACAACAAAAUUCAAGGUUAUGUAGCGGUUCAAAAAAUAAAUGUAUAUCUUUCGUUUAAACCUUAAAAAAAUAUCCUUAUGGAUACUAAUACUAUGUCAGAUGUUCCUAGUAUUGGUUUAUUUCUAUACGCAACUUAGACCUAAUCAACAAACCCCAAAAAAUGGUGUAAAAUUUGUAAAAAACGAAGACUACUUUACCGAUUCUCAGACGACAUAUCAUACGUUGAAAAGCAAUAUCAUACUUAAAACUGUGAGUACCAGAGAAAGUUAUAUUGAUUUUAACUCUAGUUUAUGUUUUAAAAAUGGUACAGAUUUAGAAUCGAUGAAAAUAUCUAGGGGGAUAAAUUGGAAAUGUACUUGCCUUCCUGGGUGGCACGGUAAUGAUUGUGGGUUACCAGAAGUGAUAUGGAGAGCUGUUUUAACAAGUAAAAAACCUUAUAAAAUUAAAGGACCUAGAACAUUUGAAAGGAGAUUAAUUUACCUUUUUAAAGUUGAUAAAUUUUCAGAAUAUAUAGCUGAUUUGAGAAUUAAUGACUUAGGUGCAAUAGUUGAUCUUUUUAUAUUAUAUGAAGACGAAAAUUCGAGCUUUUUGCAACAUAAAUUAGACAACAAAUUCUGUAAAGAACAUCAGCACAAAAUUCUCUACGUUCAAGAUGAUAUCGAAAAUUUAUGGAAAAAAGUUAAAAAUUAUCUAAGGAAUAUUAGAAAUGAUGAUAUAAUACUCUCAAGUGACCUGUAUGAAUUGCCAAAUAAAGAAGCUUUAAAUUUCUUAAAAUUCCAUGAUAACUGGCCACAGCCUAUUAAAUUUAGAUACCGGUGGUCAGUGUUUGGGUUCUUUUGGAAACAUCCUGAAAAAACUAUAAGUGGAGGAGGUGCCUGUACAGUUUCUUUUCUAAAAGAAUCAUUUAAUAAUAAAAUUGCUUUUCUAACAGAUAACAAGACACUUUUUAGUCCUGCUUAUAAAGGUUUGAUGUUGGGAGAUCUAAAUCACUAUGGGGGAUGGUACUGUGAAUACUGCAACGAUCCUGCCAAUAUAGUGGAAUUUUUAUCGACUAAACCGAAAAAUGUGAUAAAUUGGGAUAAAAUAGAUCACCAAAAAAUAGAUAGUAGUUAUAUAGAAGACCUAAUCGAGAACGGGGUGUAUAUAGAUGGUAAAACAGCUCUUACCAGAGCACACAUGUAUCAUGACAAUUAUUUCGCACCAAAAUUUGUUUUAGAACAUAAUUGGAAAUACGACUUUUUGGUCAUAAAUUUUUACUCAAAAGCAGAUUAUUACGAUAUAUGAUAUCUUGCUUUAUAUUUCUGUUCAGUUCAUUAUGUGAUUUAUAAAAGCAACUUGAAGAGCGAAUUUUCAACAACUUCUUAUCUCUUCUUUCAUAUUCAAUUGAUUAUAUUGAAUAUGUAUACUUUGAAUAACUUUUCAUUUUGUAUUGAACAAAUUUUUAUGUUUCUUUCCAUAAUUAUAACUCCCAAGGUAAAUACUGUUUGAUUGUUUUAUUUAAAUAUAAGAUUAUUAAUUUUUUUUGUGUGAGAGGCAAUUUUAGUACUUGAUUUUUUAUAGAAACUUAGUUUGUGUUUUAAUGUUACAAAUAAUGUUGAAAAAAAAUAUUUUUAUGAUUUAGAAAACGUUUUUGACGAUGGAUAUUAUAUAUAUACAUAUUUACACUUCAGGACUUAUUUAUCUUUCCUCAUCGGUCUUUAAUGAUUUCACAAUUUUUAUUUUUGCUUUCCAAUUCGGUCAUACUUCUCUAAUAACAUUCAAAACUGCAUCCAAAUAUUUUUUCUAUUGUUCUCUAUCUUCAAUUACCCAUUCUGCAAAUCUAUUUCCCGACAUCCUUUUAGUAUGCCCCAACCAGUUUUCCAUUAAUUCUUCCUAUUCAAAGUUCUUCACUUGUUUUUAUACCCCCAAAACUUUUUCCUCAAUAACUUCCUUUCUCAUAUAACCAAUUUUCUGUUCAAAUGAUGUGCAAAUGUUCCUCUUCUUUCUGUAAUGAACGAUCCACUUUGAUUCCAGCAACCCUGUUGUUCUUGGCUGAAUUCAUUCAUCAUAUCAUAAGCAUCUCUCUUACAUGAUUCUUCAGAUGAUUAGUAUCAUCCUUGAGUUUUCGAUUGUUCCAUUUGGGUUGUUUUAUUCUUACCAUUGAUAACUUAUCAGAGAUAAUGAUCGGAGUCACAAUUGGGACCUCUUUGGACUCUAAUGUUGGUUAUAGACGUAAAAUGUUUAACCUAUUAACUUUAUCCCUUUCAGGUUAUUUUACAGGUACCAAGGUGUUUUCUCCUAUGUUGGAAAGGUGUGUUCAGUUCAUCAUGGCAUUAUGAAAAAAUGUGAAGAUAUAAGCUUUAAUACAGAACAAACUCUAAUAAUUAUAUCCAUCUACCAAAUUUACUUUAUAUAUAUUUAUAUAUAUAUCGAAUGCUUUCUCGUUGCUUACAUUAAUGCCUACUGCAGAUAACAUGGAGAUUUUUGUGAUAUUUACAAACUAACAAUCCAGUGUGCAGUGUACACUGAUUUGGCCAAAUAUUUACUAAUAAUUGUUAAUUUUAUUUUGUUUGUAAUUAUACGCCAGGUGAAUAAACAAAAUUAUAAUAACUCUAUUUAUUUCUAAUUUAUGAAUGGACCAGGGACGCUAAAAUAAAGAAGUACUAAGAGUACACAAUUGCUAUGCAACCUUUACAAGUUCAUUCUGAACAUUGCAAGUUCAUAGUUACAUUUGGUGGUGGAAUGAUUUCUUCAGUAAACCUAAGAUUAGUUAUUUCCUGGUAAAUUCCCCGAAAUAUAGAGCUAUUUCUAUUUUUUUUUAUUAAAAAUUUCUUUCUCUUCGGUAUAUUCAAGUAUUCAAUGGUACAUGAAGAAAAUUAUCGCAGCCCUUAUGAUAGUCACUGUAUAUAGAUAGUAGCCACAUAUGAACCAGAAAUCUAUACAACAUUUGAAGGACUAAACAAUAAAUGUUGUGUAAAGACAGUAAACUGAAUGUUGAGUUGAAGUAUGUGAGUUAGGUUAGGUUAGUGCAGGAAACCUCCAUUAAUCUCCACAAAAACUUGACUUAUCAUACACCAAAAUAUUCCUCUCGAAUCACUUCAUCCAUUGAUGUAAACUGCAUGAAAAUACAUCUAUUAGUUUUCAAGUUAUGCAAGAAUACGAAUAUACAAAAUCACAGAAGCGGCAUAGAUGUUUGUUUUAUAUGUGGUUAUUUCCACAAAACCUUGACAUAUCAUACACAAAAAGAUUCCUCUCGAAUCACUCUAACAAAUGGUGGAAAUCCGUCCAAUCCUUUCGGAGUUAUGCACAAAUAUACAAAACCCUAAAGAACCAUAGAUAUUGGUCCAUUGUGUUUUCCUUUAUUUUCCACGAUAUGGAAACUUAGCUAACUAGCUAAACAUCAUGGAUUUUGAACACUAUAUUAUUCACUAACUUAAAAGAGACGAUUCCAAGCAUUUAUCAGCAGAUAAAGUGAAUUACAUCAGUUAAUAAAUUUAUUUCAUUAAAACAUUCAUACUCUAUUUAUAAUAUCAGUAUGUAAAUGUAAAUUUAUUUACCUUGAGAUAUCUCUAGCAAACUACACAUAUUAAGCAAUAUUUAUCAAAUUCUAUAUUUUUUACCACUAUAUCGAUUUUGGAAA